Molecule: messenger RNA, 3297 nt
Organism: Mandrillus leucophaeus (drill)
Lineage: Eukaryota; Metazoa; Chordata; Mammalia; Primates; Cercopithecidae
Gene: CRHR2
Product: corticotropin releasing hormone receptor 2
Exons: 13
Coding region: 418-1581 (387 amino acids)
Biological process (GO): adenylate cyclase-modulating G protein-coupled receptor signaling pathway; cell surface receptor signaling pathway; long-term synaptic potentiation
Cellular component (GO): dendrite; axon terminus; plasma membrane
Molecular function (GO): peptide hormone binding; corticotropin-releasing hormone receptor activity; G protein-coupled peptide receptor activity
Source: RefSeq, a predicted model, not a curated record
GCAUUCCGUCACCCCAGGCCCACGCUCUCCAGCCCACAGCCCUCCUCUGGACGCCGCGAGUGGAAGACAGCCGGGAACUGAGAAGCCGUACUCUGGGCAGGGUGGGGGGCCUGGGGGCUGGAGUCCGAGCCCCUCCGAGAGGAGCCGCCCGGCCCCGCCCCCCGGCGCCGCCAUUGGCCGCGGCGGAGCGGCUGUACCCGCAGCUCGGUGCGCUCCGCAGCUCCUCUCCGGGAAGGUCCCCACUUGACAGCUCUGGGCGACCGGAGGCGGCGCCCAGAGGCUGCCCGGGAGACCGGAGCUGGGCUGGCGGGGGCCAGGUCCCCGCGCCCUCUCGGCCGCUCACUCUCGCGGCCACUCCCUCGCAGCCACGCCGAGCGCGCACUCCCACUCCCUCUCCGCGCACGGCUGCGGGGCGCGAUGGACGCGGCACUGCUCCACAGCCUGCUGGAGGUUAACUGCAGCCUGGCGCUGGCCGAAGAGCUGCUCUUGGACGGCUGGGGGCCACCCCUGGACCCCGAGGGUCCCUACUCCUACUGCAACACGACCUUGGACCAGAUCGGAACGUGCUGGCCCCGCAGCGCUGCCGGAGCCCUCGUGGAGAGGCCGUGCCCCGAGUACUUCAACGGCGUCAAGUACAACACGACCCGGAAUGCCUAUCGGGAAUGCUUGGAGAAUGGGACGUGGGCCUCAAAGAUCAACUACUCACAGUGUGAGCCCAUUUUGGAUGACAAGCAGAGGAAGUACGACCUGCACUACCGCGUCGCCCUUGUCGUCAACUACCUGGGCCACUGCGUAUCUGUGGCAGCCCUGGUGGCUGCCUUCCUGCUUUUCCUGGCCCUGCGGAGCAUCCGCUGUCUGCGGAAUGUGAUUCACUGGAACCUCAUCACCACCUUUAUCCUGCGAAAUGUCAUGUGGUUCCUGCUGCAGCUCAUCGACCAUGAAGUGCACGAGAGCAAUGAGGUCUGGUGCCGCUGCAUCACCACCAUCUUCAACUACUUCGUGGUGACCAACUUCUUCUGGAUGUUUGUGGAAGGCUGCUACCUGCACACGGCCAUCGUCAUGACCUACUCCACCGAGCGCCUGCGCAAGUGGCUCUUCCUCUUCAUCGGAUGGUGCAUCCCCUGUCCCAUCAUCAUCGCCUGGGCCAUCAGCAAGCUCUACUAUGAGAAUGAACAGUGCUGGUUUGGCAAGGAGCCUGGUGACCUGGUGGACUACAUCUACCAAGGCCCUAUCAUUCUCGUGCUCCUGAUCAAUUUCAUAUUUCUGUUCAACAUCGUCAGGAUCCUAAUGACAAAGUUACGCGCGUCCACCACAUCCGAGACAAUCCAGUACAGGAAGGCGGUGAAGGCCACCCUGGUGCUCCUGCCCCUCCUGGGCAUCACCUACAUACUCUUCUUUGUCAAUCCCGGGGAGGACGACCUGUCGCAGAUCGUGUUCAUCUAUUUCAACUCCUUCCUGCAGUCGUUCCAGGGUUUCUUCGUGUCUGUCUUCUACUGCUUCUUCAAUGGAGAGAGCUGGAUGAGCAGGGAAGCCCAGGCUGCAGGGCCUCAUGGAAGAGAGAAGCCAGAGCAAAGGCAGUGACAGGAGGAAGCUUCCAGAAAGAGAUGUGUAUCAUGCAAUCAGGUGCGCUCGGCUGUGAGGAAGAGGUGGCACCGCUGGCAGGACCAUCACUCCCUUCGAGUCCCCGUGGCCCGGGCCAUGUCCAUCCCUACAUCACCCACACGGAUCAGCUUCCACAGCAUCAAGCAGACGGCCGCCGUGUGACCCCUCGGUCGCCCACCUAUGCAGUUCCCCCGUCCUUCACUUUCUUCCUCUGGGUUCUCCUUGCUGGGCAGGCUCUGGUGGGGCAGGAAAUGGGAGGGGAGAGACCAGCUCUCCAGCUUGGCAGGAAAGAAGGGGUGCGGCAGCCAAGGGGGACUCCAAGGGACAGGGACCAGUGGGGGCUGCCAGGUUCAGUGCGAGAGGGAGCAGAGGGAAUUCACGGGACCCCCUGAGAAGAGCCGGUCAAAUGUCUGCAGGCAUUUGCCCAUCCCAGCCUCUCUGGCCAGAGCCUCACUGUAGAGAGGGAACUGAGGCCCAGAGCAGACAAGGGCCUGUCCAACACACGCAGCUAUUUAUAGUGGCAGACACGGGGCUCCCCUGCCCUACUCACGGUGCCAGCAGUCAGGUGACGGUGUGGCCCUGCGCCAGCCCUUGGCCGCCACACUCGCUGGUGCCCCUGCAGCUGGGUGCGGUAUGCCAACUGGAGCAAAGGAUCAGUUUGGCUGCCUUAUCCCAGGCGCUGUCACCUAGAGAGGCUCACUUGUGCCCCACCCUUGUUCCUCUGUCCACUCCCCAGCCAUCCUCCCGCCUCAGGGGCUCCAUGAAGGAUGCGGGCUUCCAGGCCUGGCUUCCUCUCUUGGGAGACCCCUUCUCUGCCUAUUCCGCAGAUUAGGGAAUCGAGGAAGACGCCAUCAGGGCAGCCCCAUUCUUAGGUCAACCAGUUGCAUCGUGCGGGGCAAAACGAGGAGCAGAGGCAUGGAGGAUGGAGGCAUGGGAUGGGAAUAGCGGAAACCAACUAUGUCUUCGGUGAUUGAAACUCACACCCCAUUGCCCUUCACCCUCCAGCCUCCCCUUCAGAAACAUCUCUGCUCUCUGUGAAAUAAACCAUGCCUCUUGGAAAUGGCCUCCCCUCAGGUCAAGUCACCCAGGCAUCCAAAGAGUGGUGUGGGCCAAGGAUUGUGGCUGGGUCUGAGGGGCCACAUCCAUCUUCCUUAGUGGACUCGGGCCCUGGCCUCAGGCCAGUUCUCUCUCUCUCUGACCUCUGGUAGGUUUGGAGUCUUUAUAGUCAAAGCACCUGCAGGCAGGUCUGUCCCUUAUCACUCCAACCAGGCUAAUACCUGGCCCCAGCCCCCAACCAAGGGCAGUUUGGUUCAGCCUGGAGGAGGUGUGCAGCUCAUCCAGCAAGCCAGGGCCUGUCCCAAAGGCCAAGGCUCUGGAAUUUGGUGGGAAGGGUAGACAAGGCCCCUCAGUCGACCACCGGGGCAGCUUCCGGGCUUGGCUUCCGUCCCUAUGUCCCUGCAGCGGAGCCACAGGAGUCAGGGAGGGAGAAGCAUCAGGCCAUUGCUUCUAAAAGGAACCAAUGCUCUAGGUACCCCUACAAAAAUAAAUUUUGAAAAACCAUGUAUUCCAUCUUGCACAUUUUUAAGUUGACAUGUAGUAUUUUUUACUUAAGCUUUAAAACCUUCAAAGGUGUGAUUUCUGUCAUUUUGUAAAUAUUUACAUCUUUAAAUAAAACUGCUGCAACACUUUAAAAUA